CCACCAGGGGACACGGGAGGCCCUCGGCAGCCCCGGUGCUCCGUGCCUUGGUGGCAAGAGGUGGCUGUGGCAGGGUGUCCCCUGUGGGAUCCCCCCAGGAGGGCCCUCCCGUCCUGGGCAGCCCCUGCUGCCUCUGUCAAUCAACCCUGGCCCCAUUCCCAGCGCUGGCGAAGAUGGAGGUGCCCGAGCUGCUCCGGCUCUGGGUGCUGGCAGCCAUGGCCCUGGGGGUGUCCCAGGCCACCCUCCCUGACCACCACGUCCUCCCUGACCACCGCAUCUCCUCCGAGACUGGAACUAUCUUCGUUCAUGAGCUGGAGCGGGAGCUGUUCCAGGAGGCCUCUCCCACCGGGAGUGAGGAUGAUGAUGCCCCCAUCACCUUCCAAGCCCACCUGCGGGACCACCCGGACCUGCCGCGGUGGCUGCGGUACCUCCAGCGGGACCCCUGCCAGCCCGGCUACCUGUAUGGCUGCCCCACGGCCAGCGAGGUGGGCACCCACACCAUCGAGGUGCUGGCCUACAACCGCCGCACCUACGCCACGGUGUCCCAGCGCCUCGUCAUCACCGUCAUCCCCGCCCCAGGUGAGGGCUGGGCACCCCCAAGUUGCACCAGGAUACCCCCCAGGAUGGGCCAGGGGUUUCCCCAUGGGUGCUGCGUGUUGCCCCACAGGUGGGGAGCCCCCAUACCAGGGCGAGUUCCUGGUGGGGAACAGGAAUGUGGAGGAGCUGCUGCCAGAGGCCGCACGGGAGAUGUUCCUGCAGGGCUCGGCCGGAGUCUGGGAGCGCGGAGACCUCCAGGUCAUCAACGUCACCUCCGCCCUGGACCGGGGCGGCCGCGUCCCACUGCCCAUCGAGGGGCGCAAGGAGGGGGUGUACGUGAAGGUGGGCUCCCACAGCCCCUUCUCCCCGUGCCUGGAGUCGGCCGUGUCCCCCCAGAGCCGCUUCCGCUGCAGCCUGGGCCAGCAGCCCCUCGCCUCCUGCUACGACACCUUUGCCCCCCACUUCUCCAUCCGCUGGUGCAACCUCACCCUGCUGCGGGUCUGGCCCAGCCCCACGACUCCGGGGCCGGUUUGGGGGUCCGGGGUGCUGGAGGAGGAUGGGGAUUUCCAGCCCCCCACCGAGGUGCCCCCCCAGGACCUGCUGCCGGGGUUCCUGGUGACGCUGCUGGUGCCACUGGUGGUGGCUGCGCUGCUCUGUCUGCUCCUGGGCCACCUCAUGUGCUGCCGCAGGGAGGGAGUGUGAGUCGGGGGGCACGCUCAGGGCAAAAACGGGACUUGCAGACGUCUGACAUCCAGCUGGUCCACCACACCACCAUCCACGGGGACACGGAGGAGCUGCGGCACAUGGCUGGGAGCCGGGAUGUGAUCCGGGAUGUGCCCCGGCCCCUUUCCACGCUGCCCAUGUUCAACGUCCGCACGGGCCAGCGCAUCAACCCCAUGCCCAGCCCCCGGGAUGGGGCCCGUGUGCCCCUCCUCCCUCAGUGAGGGGCACCCAGGGACGUGCCAGGGGGAGGGGGACAAUCCCAGGGAUGGGAAAGGGGUGUCCUGAUGUUUUUGGGGGUACAGAAGCCCCCCCAGGCAGAGUUCAGCCAGAUGGGUGGUCGCCCUUCUGACUGAGCUCUGCCCACUGCCGGGCUGUUGCCUGGAGGAUUUUGGGGUGUUUCCUCUUUGGGGUGAGUUUUGGAGGAUAAAUUGACCAUUUAGUGAUGAAAUGA
This is a messenger RNA of Pipra filicauda (Wire-tailed manakin), 1711 nucleotides long. It is a transcript of the gene SGCA, whose product is annotated as sarcoglycan alpha. The record is from RefSeq and is a predicted model, not a curated record. Bases 174 to 1481 code for a protein of 435 amino acids. The transcript is spliced from 8 exons. Gene Ontology annotation, cellular component: membrane; sarcoglycan complex. Gene Ontology annotation, molecular function: calcium ion binding. Lineage: Eukaryota; Metazoa; Chordata; Aves; Passeriformes; Pipridae.